CAAACCUGGAUGGCGGCAAAGCGGAGCGGCGGAUGUAUAUUUCUGGGGUAAACUGUGAAGAUGCUGAAGUUUAAAUAUGCCGCGCGGAGUCCGAUGGAGCCAGCUUCCAUGGAGCCCAUAGCUAGCCGUGCUUCUCGGCUGAACCUGCUCUUUCAGGGGAAGCCACCCUUUGUGACUCAACAGCAGAUGUCUCCUCUCUCCCGGGAAGGCAUCCUUGAUUCCCUAUUCGUUCUUUUUGAAGAAUGCAGCAAUCCUGCUUUAAUGAAAAUUAAACAUGUAGGCAACUUUGUAAAAAAGUAUUCAGAGACUGUAGCUGAGUUACGGGAACUGCUGCCCAGCGUGAAGGAUUUUGAAGUAAAAAGUCUGGUGGGAAGUGGUCAUUUUGCAGAAGUACAGGUGGUGAGAGAGAAAGUGACUGGUGAUGUCUAUGCUAUGAAGGUGAUGAACAAGGAAUCCUUGUUGGCACGAGAACAUGUGUCAUUUUUUGAAGCAGAACUGAGUAUAUUAUCUCGGAGUAGCGGUACUUGGAUCCCACAGUUACACUAUGCGUUUCAGGACAAAAAAAAUCUCUACUUGGUUAUGGAGUAUCAACCUGGAGGAGACUUAUUGUCACUCUUAAACCGAUAUGAAGACCAACUAGAUGAACGUAUGGUGCAAUUUUAUUUAGCAGAGCUGGUUUUGGCCAUUCACAGUGUCCAUCAGAUGGGCUAUGUACACCGAGAUAUCAAACCAGAGAAUGUUCUCAUUGACCGACUAGGACACAUUAAACUUGUGGACUUUGGGUCAGCUGCCAAAAUGACAGCGAACAAAACGGUGAAUGCCAGGCUGCCUGUUGGCACCCCAGACUACAUGGCACCAGAGAUGCUAACUGUUUUGAACGGGGAUGGUAAAGCUUCACAUGGCCCAGAGUGCGAUUGGUGGUCUUUGGGAAUCAUUGCUUAUGAUAUGAUUUAUGGAAAAUCUCCAUUCACUGAAGGGACCUCAACAAAAACCUUUAAUAACAUCAUGAACUUCCAGAGGUUCUUGAAGUUCCCAGAAGAUGUGAAAGUCAGUAAUGAAUUUCUUGAUCUGGUCCAGAGUCUGCUAUGUGGGCCAAAGGAGAGGCUUGAUUAUGAGGGUCUCUGCUGCCAUCCAUUCUUCUCUAAAAUUGACUGGAAUAACAUCCGUAAUACUCCUCCCCCCUUCGUUCCUACCCUCAGGUCUGAUGAUGACACCUCAAAUUUUGAUGAACCAGAGAAGAAUUCGCGGGUUUUAUCCUCUCCGCGGCAGUUGAACUCAGCCGGCUUCUCGGGUGAAGAUUUGCCGUUUGUGGGGUUUUCCUUCAUCAAGGCUCUGGGGAUCCUCAGAUCAGAGUCUGUUGUCCUGGGGUUGGACUCUCCAGCUAAGAUCAGCUCCAUGGAAAAGAAACUCCUUCUAAAGAGCAAAGAGCUGCAGGACACCCAGGACAAGUGUCACAAGAUGGAGCAGGAAAUGACGCGAUUGCACCGGAGGGUGUCAGAGGUGGAGGCUGUACUUAGCCAAAAGGAGGUGGAACUGAAAGCCUCUGAGACCCAGCGAUCCCUCCUGGAGCAGGACCUGGCAACCUACAUCACAGAAUGCAGUAGCUUAAAGCGAAGCCUGGAACAGGCACGGAUGGAGGUGUCUCAGGAGGAUGACAAGGCACUACAACUUCUUCAUGAUAUCAGAGAGCAGAGUCGAAAACUGCAGGAGAUCAAAGAACAGGAGUAUCAAGCCCAGGUGGAAGAGAUGAGGUUGAUGAUGAAUCAGUUAGAAGAGGAUCUUAUUUCAGCUCGUAGACGUAGUGAUCUCUAUGAAUCGGAGUUGAGAGAGUCACGAUUGGCAGCUGAAGAAUUCAAACGUAAAGCUACUGAAUGUCACAACAAACUACAGAAGGCUAAAGACCAUGGGAAAACUGAAGUAGGAGAGCUGUAUUCCAAACUGGAGAAGAUCAAUACAGAGCAGCAGACCAAAAUCCAGGAGCUGCAGGACAAGCUGGCAAAGGCUGUGAAAGCCAGCUCUGAGGCAACUGAACUUCUUCAGAAUAUCCGUCAGGCAAAGGAGAGAGCAGAGAAAGAGUUGGAGAAAUUGCAGAAUCGGGAAGACUCUAAUGAAGGCAUGAAAAUGAAACUGCUUGAAGCAGAGGAACGGCGCCAUUCUCUGGAGAAUCAAGUGAAGAGAUUGGAGACUGUGGAACGCAGAGAAAACCGACUAAAGGAAGAUAUUCAAACUAAAUCUCAGCAGAUACAACAGAUGGCAGACAAAAUUUUGGAGCUGGAGGAAAAGCAUCGUGAGGCUCAGCUGUCAGCACAGCAUCUGGAAUUGCAGCUGAAACAGAAAGAGCAGUUCUAUGAUGAAAAAAUCAAAGUGCUAGAUGCUCAGAUGAAGAAAGAUCUUGCCGAUAAGGAAGCACUUGAGAAUAUGCUGCGAAGACAUGAAGAAGAAGCACAUGAGAAAUGCAAAAUUCUGGCUGAGCAGAAGGCGAUGAUCAAUGCCAUGGAUUCGAAGAUAAGGUCAUUGGAGCAGAGAAUAGUCGAAUUGUCUGAGGCUAAUAAACUGGCAGCAAAUAGCAGCCUUUUUACACAGAGAAACAUGAAAGCCCAGGAGGAGAUGAUCUCAGAGCUCAGACAGCAGAAGUUCUACCUGGAAACACAGGCUGGGAAGUUAGAAGCCCAGAACCAAAAACUAGAAGAGCAAUUGGAGAAGAUCAGUCUUCAGGACCAUACUGACAAGAACCGCCUGUUGGAGUUAGAGACUAGACUGCGAGAGGUUAGCUUAGAGCAUGAAGAACAAAAGCUGGAAUUGAAACGACAGUUAACAGAAUUGCAGCUGACCCUCCAGGAAAGAGAAUCUCAGAUUUCAGGGCUUCAAGCUGCACGAUCAGCCCUAGAGAAUCAGCUCCGUGAGGCUAAAACUGAACUAGAGGAGACUACAGCUGAGGCAGAGGAGGAGAUUCAAGCUCUCACGGCACAUAGAGAUGAAAUCCAGCGUAAAUUUGAAGCCCUUCGUAAUAGCUGCACAGUGAUUACAGACUUGGAAGAACAGCUGAACCAGCUGAGUGAGGACAAUGCAGAACUGAACAAUCAGAAUUUCUUCCUGUCAAAGCAGCUUGAUGAGGCCUCUGGGGCCAGUGAUGAGAUAGUACAGCUGCGAAGUGAGGUUGAUCACCUCCGUCGAGAGAUCACUGAGAGGGAGAUGCAGCUCACCAGUCAGAAACAAACAAUGGAGGCCUUGAAGACAACAUGCACAAUGCUGGAAGAGCAGGUGAUGGACUUAGAGGCCCUGAAUGAUGAACUGCUAGAGAAGGAACGUCAGUGGGAAGCAUGGAGAAGCGUUCUAGGGGAUGAGAAGUCCCAGUUUGAAUGUCGGGUGCGAGAGUUACAGAGAAUGUUGGACACAGAAAAACAGAGCCGAGUGCGAGCAGAUCAGCGUAUUACUGAAUCCCGCCAGGUGGUAGAACUAGCUGUUAAAGAACACAAAGCAGAGAUUCUUGCUCUCCAGCAAGCACUGAAGGAGCAAAAACUCAAAGCUGAGAGUCUUUCUGACAAGCUCAAUGAUUUGGAGAAGAAGCAUGCAAUGCUGGAGAUGAAUGCACGCAGUUUACAACAGAAGCUUGAGACAGAACGUGAGCUCAAACAGAGGCUUCUGGAAGAGCAGGCAAAGCUGCAACAGCAGAUGGAUCUGCAAAAAAACCACAUCUUCCGCCUGACUCAAGGCCUUCAAGAAGCUCUGGAUCGAGCAGAUCUUUUGAAGACUGAAAGGAGUGACCUAGAGUACCAACUGGAAAACAUUCAGGUUCUCUAUUCCCAUGAAAAGGUGAAAAUGGAGGGCACUAUUUCUCAGCAAACCAAACUCAUUGACUUCCUGCAAGCAAAGAUGGACCAGCCAGCCAAAAAGAAGAAGGGCCUGUUUAGUCGGCGGAAAGAGGACCCUUCUUUACCCACACAGGUUCCCCUGCAAUACAAUGAGCUGAAAGUGGCCCUGGAGAAGGAGAAGGCCCGUUCUGCUGAGCUGGAGGAGGCUCUACAGAAAACACGCAUUGAACUCAGAUCUGCUCGAGAAGAAGCUGCCCAUCGGAAAAUAACAGACCACCCUCAUCCAUCCACUCCUGCCACAGCCAGACAGCAGAUCAUCAUGUCUGCCAUUGUCCGCUCCCCAGAGCAUCAGCCAACUCCCAUCAGCCUGCUUGCUCCACCCUCAAGUCGCAGAAAGGAGUCCUCCACACCAGAGGAGUUCAGUCGGCGUCUGAAAGAGCGAAUGCACCACAAUAUCCCUCACCGUUUCAAUGUGGGGCUAAAUAUGAGGGCAACAAAAUGUGCAGUGUGUCUGGAUACUGUGCACUUUGGACGUCAAGCAUCUAAAUGUCUUGAAUGCCAAGUGAUGUGUCACCCAAAGUGCUCAACAUGCUUGCCAGCUACAUGUGGACUGCCUGCAGAAUAUGCCACACACUUUUCUGAAGCCUUCUGUCGGGACAAAUUGAACUCUCCAGGACUGCAGCUGAAGGAGCCAAGCAGCAGUUUACGUCUGGAAGGAUGGAUGAAGGUGCCAAGGAAUAAUAAGCGUGGACAGCAGGGCUGGGACAGGAAAUUCAUUGUCCUGGAAGGAACUAAAGUGCUAAUUUAUGAUGCUGAAGCAAGAGAAGCUGGACAGCGGCCUGUGGAGGAGUUUGAGCUGUGCCUUCCUGAUGGAGAUGUAACUGUUCAUGGGGCUGUCGGAGCUACUGAACUCGCAAAUACAGCAAAGACAGAUGUGCCAUAUAUACUGAAGGUGGAGUCUCAUCCACACACCACGUGCUGGCCUGGUAGGACACUCUACUUACUAGCACCUACUUUCCCUGAUAAGCAGCGCUGGGUCACUGCUUUGGAAUCAAUAGUGGCAGGAGGGAGAGUUUCCAGGGAAAAAGCUGAGGCUGAUGCUAAACUGCUUGGAAACUCCCUGUUGAAGCUUGAGGGGGAAGACCGUCUGGAUAUAAACUGCACAAUGCCCUUCAGUGACCAGGUAGUACUCGUUGGUACAGAGGAAGGUCUCUAUGCCCUGAAUGUGUUGAAAAAUUCCUUAACACACAUUCCAGGACUUGGUGCUGUUUUCCAAAUUCACCUCAUAAAGGAUCUGGAUAAACUGCUCAUGAUAGCAGGAGAAGAGAGGGCUCUGUGUCUUGUUGAUGUAAAGAAAGUGAAGCAGUCUCUAGCCCAAUCUCACCUCCCAGCCCAGCCUGAUAUCUCACCAAGCAUCUUUGAGGCUGUCAAGGGAUGUCACCUUUUUGCUGCCGGCAAGGUUGAGAACGGACUCUGCAUCUGUGCAGCCAUGCCCAACAAAGUGGUGGUUCUGCGCUAUAAUGAGAGCCUCAGCAAGUUCUGCAUCAGGAAGGAGAUUGAAACUUCAGAGCCAUGUAGCUGUAUCCAUUUGACCAAUUACAGCAUCGUCAUCGGAACCAACAAGUUCUAUGAAAUUGAGAUGAAGCAGUAUACCCUGGAGGAGUUUCUCGAUAAGAAUGACCACUCCUUAGCCUCUGCUGUGUUUGCUUCUUCCACCAAUAGCUUCCCAAUCAGUAUCAUACAGGUGAACCCUACAGGACAGAGGGAGGAGUACCUGCUUUGUUUCCAUGAGUUUGGCGUCUUUGUGGAUUCCUAUGGAAGGCGCAGUCGGACAGAAGACCUGAAAUGGAGUCGCUUGCCUUUGGCUUUUGCCUACAGAGAACCCUACCUGUUUGUGACUCAUUUCAAUUCCCUUGAAGUGGUUGAGAUUCAGGCGCGUGCUUCUCUGGGCACUCCUGCACGAGCCCACUUGGAUAUCCCAAAUCCUCGGUAUCUAGGGCCGGCAAUUUCAUCUGGAGCAAUUUACCUGGCCUCCUCCUAUCAGGACAAAUUAAGAGUGAUCUGCUGUAAGGGAAAUCUAGUGAAGGAGUCCAACAAUGAACACCACAGAGGAUCUUCCGCUACACGCAGCUGUCCGCGCCCAUUGUUUUUGAAUGACAGCAGCCCUAAUAAGAGAGGUCCCCCCACAUAUAAUGAGCACAUAACCAAGCGGGUAGCAUCAAGCCCAGGGCCACCAGAAGGUCCAAGCCACCCUCGAGAACCAAGCACACCACAUCGGUAUCGAGAGGGAAGGACAGAGCUGCGCAGGGACAAGUCUCCUGGGCGACCACUGGAGAGAGAGAAAUCUCCAGGCAGGCUUCUGAGCACCCGCAGAGAAAGGUCCCCUGGAAGGUUGUUUGAAGAGCCCAGCAGGGGGCGAACGCCUGUGGGAGGUGCAAGAACUCCACUCUCACAAGUCAAUAAGGUCUGGGACCAAUCUUCAGUAUAAGUCUCAGCUAGACAAACUUACUCCUCAUCGUGAUCUGCAGGAAAAACAAAGGAAAUGUACUGAGUAUAUGCACUCCAUGCUUCUGCUGCCCACUUACCAAAACCACCGUCUUGGGCCAGAACUGGCUCCGCGUCAGGAGGCAUGUGACUCUAACAAGGAUUGUCUGCCUCUCAGUUUAUUUCCCUGCACCUUCCUGCAGUCAUACUUUUUGCACUUUGUACUACUGUUACUCUUUCAAGCAGUUCAUAAACUUUUUGUACUCUAGCUUUAGUCCUUAACAGUUCAUCAAGGAAAUCAAAUGGGAUGAGGAUCCCAACCCAAAUCUUAAUGUGGUUAGCACCAUUUACCAGAUAAUAAAUCAUAGUUUUGAAAAAGAUGCUGGAAUUUAUCAUGGCCUUGUAAACUGAAAGGCCAUGGUGACUUGGUUGCAAUAGACAGCAUCACUGGAUAUUCUCUACAGAGCUCUAGAGAAUUAACCUGGAUCCAUUUGUUCCCCUGCCACUUUCAAAGCUCAUUCUCUGUAAAAUUGCCCCAGUGCAGCUUUGUUCAGCUGGAUGAUGAGGAGGGCAGAUCCCCUGAUUAGAUGGUCACAAUCCCCCAAGCCCUAAAACAAAGUGCAUUGUCUCUGACGUACUGGGGUACAAGACUCUUUACCCAGGUUUUCUGCAUGGCAAUUCACUGCAUGCUGCUGCACCAUCACUCUGGCUGCUCUCACCUUUUAGGUUGCUGUGCUAAGUAUUGUAUUGUACCUCACUUGUAAAUUAAUUGAAGCCUUUAGAUUACGCUGCAAAAUAACCGCCAUGAUUUACUGGAGAAUUUGGCACAGAAGAGAGUUACAAUCCUUAUUAUAUGACAAGAGAACUACAAUCGCUGUCCCUCACCUUCACACACCCCAGUGGUAAACACAGGCCCAUUCAGAAAUUGUAUCAAAAUCCUUAGUCAUCAUUUGCCAUAGAGCCCACUCCUCACAGUGGUUGACAGGUUGCCCCCUGCCCCUCAGGAACGUCAAAGGAAAGCAUGAGAAAGCAAGUGCACGGAACUGCCAUCUCUCAAUACAAAGUUCUUCUUUCCUGUUCUGAUUGUAUCUUGUUGUACAGUAAGAGCUAAUAGUCACGGCACUAGAGGAUACUUGCAAUAAACAGCUUUGGCGGUUACCAAACACCUCACCUUUGCUUUUGCCUCUAACCUCAAGCCAUUUAUUGCUUCAUAUUCUCCAAUGCCAUGAACAUUAUCCCUUGUAACUGAGCCAGAGAGCAAAUGAUUUUCAAGGCAGGUUUUGACCAUUCAGUCUGCUUCAGUGACAUGCUGAGUAAAAAAACAUGUUCUCUAUAAAUGGAAAAGAGCAAAACUGCAUCCAGUUUUCUCGUUGGCCAAGCCUUUUAUCUUCUGCUUGUCUCUUGCCAGCAAGUGCUAACCUGUCCUAGACACCCAUAAACCUCCAAAUGCCUUGUCAAUGCCCUUUGGCGAGUUUCAUGGAUAUUGUGUUCUGUUCUCUUGUCUGUUGGGUUAUUUUAGACCAGAUGAUUUGGCAGGAAAUGUGCUGAAAUUUGUCUCUUGGUCUCAGUAUUUUGAAAGGUCACAGAGAUCAGUCUUUAAAUCUUUGCAUCUCAUGGAAGAUCUUCAUGACCUGAGAAAUGGACUUGUCGAGUCCUGAAAGUGUAUAUCCUGUGUCUUGUUUGUGAAAUGCUUCCUGCUAUAGAAAUAGCUCAAAGGACUGUACAUAUUUACAAGAAACUUUAUAUUCGUAACAAAAGGGAAUUGAAUCGGUUUCUACUUUUUUAUUGUAAACUGUGCAUUUUUCAACACUAGCUUUUUGUUUUAAUGGUGGUUGUGGACAGCCAUCUUCAGACAUUGGAGGGGCCUCAGCUUAAUCCUCCCAGAUCCCAUGAAGAAAUAUUGUAACAUUAAAUUGCAAUCGAAAGCUUGUUCGCAUUAAUGAGGUUUUAGGUAUCUAAAAGUACAGGAUUUUUCUUCAUUACCUUUUUAUUAUUGACAAGGGAGGGAAUCAGAGGUACAGAUCAAGCUCCACCUGGAAAAUAUUGAACUUUGUUGUUGAACAAUAACCAAAUAAAACAAUUAACUAUAUUAACUAGCAUGGUGAAAUGACCUUUUCCUUCCAUGUAGGGUACCACUAAGCCAUUCUAACAGAUCAGCCAUUAGCAGGAGCUACGUAAUUGAUAGGCGUGUAAGCUUAACUAAGAGCUCACCUUCAGAAUAUUCUGCCUUUUAGCAGACAUCUUCCCCUGAAAUGUGCUAUCAGAAAAUUAAAGCAUAUUGACUUGGAUUGAAACAGAGGUGGAUUUGUCCAGAUUUUUAACUAGUAGUGGUGAGCCCUUAGAUACACACCCAUUGGUGGUGGUAGAGAUACACGUGAAUAUCUUGAAGAAGAAUCCGGCCCCUGGCAAAUAACCCAGACACAAAAUUUCAGCUAGGAAUAAACCCCUUUAAUUGCCAACAGCAUAGGCUUAGGCAGCGGCGGCUGCUGCUGCUGCUCUUCUGCAGUGGUGUUUUAAUAGGAAGGGAAACAGUUAUUCAUCCCACCAUCUUAAUAUUCUGGUGCUGUAAUGCCUGAGAGCUGCAAUUUUUUAAAAGCCUACACAAAUAUAAUUCAGAUUGUACUCAAUCUGCCAAGUUACUGUACAUCUUAAUAACUUACACCUGGUGGGAAAACUCUCUCGAUCAGACUUAAAUGUAAAUACAACUAUUUUUAACUAAACAAUUUUUACAGGGUCUGAAGAAUUCUUUCACAGGAAGAGUUUUUAAUAUUCACUCUGCUGCCUGCGGUGACUUUUUAUUUCUGUCCUCCUACUGUUCAUUGCUUUUGUGCACAUAAAUACCCCCACCCUCCCUAUGAAGAGUUUUCUUGGUGGGCGUGUGGGAGAAUUACUAAUAGCUACUAUUACACUUUGGUCUACACAACAUUUUUCAUGGCAAUGUUCUGCAUAAAGCCAAACUGCUUGAUUUAUCUAUUGUGCCUACUACCUGAUGUAUCUGAUGAAAUGCUAACUUGUUAAAUGUUCCUUUAUUUCUAUUUUAAUGUGCACAAAGAAUACAUAUUUAAAACUCAUUGUUUCAGUCCUAUGAUGCAUGAUCAGAAUUGUAACAAAACUAAAAUAGUUCAGAAACUGGUGAAGUAAAAUAUUUAUUAAGCCUUUUGACUACCAUGAACACUGCACAAAUUCUCACUGUCACUGUGCUGAAAUUUACUGGAGAAAAAGCAUUGUGUCUAUUGCAGACUUGCUAAGGUUUACUCACAGGGAGGAAAGGGAAGGAGAGAUACUGCACCUACCUAUAGCUCUAGCCUCCUAGAAAUAGCCAAGAAACAACAGCCAGAAGUGGGCAUAUACAGUAGCUGCUACACUCGUCCACUUUGCACCCAGCUUCUCCUGUUGGAGGAAUUUAAUUUUAA
Mauremys mutica (yellowpond turtle) is the source of this 9709-nucleotide messenger RNA. It is a transcript of the gene CIT, whose product is annotated as citron rho-interacting serine/threonine kinase. The transcript is spliced from 48 exons. Gene Ontology annotation, molecular function: ATP binding; protein serine/threonine kinase activity. The coding region runs from base 61 to 6300 and encodes 2079 amino acids. The record is from RefSeq and is a predicted model, not a curated record. Gene Ontology annotation, cellular component: cytoskeleton; cytoplasm. Gene Ontology annotation, biological process: actomyosin structure organization; mitotic cytokinesis; peptidyl-threonine phosphorylation. Lineage: Eukaryota; Metazoa; Chordata; Testudines; Geoemydidae.